Molecule: messenger RNA, 3597 nt
Organism: Penicillium salamii
Lineage: Eukaryota; Fungi; Ascomycota; Eurotiomycetes; Eurotiales; Aspergillaceae
Source: the annotation of a GenBank genome assembly
AUGCCCGGCCCAGCAAGGCCUCCCUCUACCCUCCCUACCACGAGGAGGUCAGGUUUGCGACAACCACUUCGACGUGCGGGCCCAGCGGUUCCAGCGGUUCCAGAGCGCCAUGCCUCUCCUGCGCUAUCUACACCCUCAGUGCGAUCAUCUACACCCUCAGUACGAUCAUCUACAAUAAGCACUGCACGCGCACCACCGAGAAGCCCGGAGAAGCAGAACGCUGCGACUAAACGCAAAGAGAAGGAUUACGAACGAGGUGUCAAUGAAGAUACAAGCAUUCACGUGGUGGUCCGUUGUCGCGGGCGCAGUGAUCGCGAAAUCAAGGAAAACAAUGGUGUCGUUUUGUCGACCCCAGAAGGCGUAAAGGGCAAGACCCUUGACCUGUCGAUGGGUCCGAAUGCGGUCUCGAAUAAAACAUACGCUUUCGACAAAGUCUUCUCUCCAGCAGCCGAUCAAACAACUGUGUUUGAUGAUGUGGUCACGCCAACUGUGGAUGAGAUGUUAGCAGGUUACAAUUGUACGAUUUUCGCCUAUGGACAGACCGGCACGGGAAAGACAUACACCAUGUCAGGAGACAUGAACGAUACUCUGGGUAUUUUAUCUGAUGACGCGGGAAUCAUUCCGCGAACACUCUACUCUCUUUUCCAGAAACUGGAAGGCACGGAAAGCACAGUGAAGUGCUCAUUCAUCGAACUUUACAACGAGGAACUCCGGGAUCUCUUAUCUUACGACGACAGUACGAAAUUGAAGAUCUACGAGAAUGAGAAGAAAGGAGGACACAGCACAAUGGUUCAAGGCAUGGAAGAGACGUACAUCGACUCUGCCUCGACGGGCAUCAGGCUACUGCAAACAGGCAGUCAUAAGCGUCAAGUGGCUGCGACAAAAUGCAACGACUUAAGUUCCCGGAGUCACACCGUCUUCACGAUUACCGUUCUCACAAAACGAACAACCGAGACUGGCGAGGACUACAUCAGCUCAGGAAAAUUGAACCUGGUUGAUCUGGCGGGCAGUGAGAACAUUGGGCGAAGUGGCGCAGAGAACAAGCGUGCAGCAGAAGCCGGUCUCAUCAACAAGAGUCUUCUUACCCUCGGCAGGGUCAUCAAUGCCCUAGUGGAUAAAAGCUCGCACAUCCCCUACAGGGAAUCAAAACUCACACGACUACUUCAAGACUCUCUUGGAGGCCGAACGAAAACAUGUAUCAUUGCCACUGUCUCCCCCGCGCGAAACAACCUUGAAGAAACCAUCUCUACCCUUGAUUAUGCUUUCCGCGCAAAGAACAUCCGCAACAAACCACAGAUCAACUCUAUCAUCUCCAAAAACAAGCUUCUUCGGGAUAUCGGGAUGGAAAUCGAGAAGCUCAAAAGUGAGCUGAUCGCUACAAGACAUCGCAACGGUGUCUACAUGACGCCCGAUGCUUAUGAAGAGAUGACCAUGGAAAGCGAAUCACGACGCAUUGUGAACGAGGAGCAACGCGCUAGGAUUGAGUCUAUGGAGUCCAGUCUGAAACACAAAGUCUCGGAGCUACUUUCUAUUACUGGCAACUUCAAUUCACUAAAGCAUGAUAAUGAAGAGACGCAGACGAAGCUCAAUGACACGAAAGAAGUUCUCAACGAAACCGAGAAAUUCUGGAAAGAAACUCAGGAGAAGCUCGACGAAGAGAAGGCUGUACGCAAGGCCCACCAAAGUACGGAAAAGCAGCUCCGUGACAUUGGUGCCGGGCUUGUUUCAACUCUGAACAGUACGGUUCAAGAUGUGAAUGGGCUUCACGCCAAAUUGGACCGCAAAGAUAGUUUGGAGACACAGAACCGUCAAACUUGGCAGACCUCAACUGGCGAGGUCUCGGAUGUGACACAGCAAAUCGAUGCUCGCAUGGAGGUUUUCCAAAACCAGCAUGCCAGACUCUUGGAGGAUAUGUCAGAGAAGAUUCAUGAAUUUGUCGACCACGAGCUGAACACUGUCAAGUCUACUCGCUCAACACUCCGGGACCUAGGUGCAUCCUUCGACAAAGUCGAGGCAGAAGCAAAAAACAACACGUCUAGUGCCCACAACGACAUGAACGAGGUUCUAGAAGAAAUCAAGGAUCUCCGCGAAGAAGUCAAAUCCAAGGUCGGCGAAGGUCUCAAUGGGUUGUCCGCCGCUGCGGCUCGAAUCUCAAAGGAAGUCAUUGGGGAAUUUUCUGAGUUCCACUCCCAGCUUCAUACCUCGUAUAGUACACUGGGAAAAGACUUCAAAUCCAUGUUUGAAAGCAUGGCAAAGCAUUUGGACGAGCAGAAGUCGGAAGUCAACAAACUACGUCUCGAGCUGCAAGCAGCUAACCGCCAGACAGUAGAGGCCAACAGGAAGGCUUCGUCUAAUAUUGCGCAGGUCUUGGAUGAGGAACACGCGAGCGCACAAUCUGAACGUGAUACUCUCAUGUCUCAUAUCCGAGGACUACUUGAGGACUCAACCAAACGGCAGAACAACCGUCUUAAGGGAAAAUUUGACACCCUUCGCAACGACAUCUCGGCAUCAGGUGACUCCCUGGAGCAUUCCACCGCACAGCACGAUAGACAUGUCGAUGAGUGGAUAUUCAAGGAGGAGCAGUUCGCCAAGGACAUCGCUGCAUCCAAGGAAGAAAUCAAGGCUCGCAUGCAGAACGAUUGGGAGACCUUUGACCAGCGAAAUGCCUCAAUUCAUCGCGCAACCGAGUCUGUGCAUCAAGAGACUGUGCGCAUCGUGGAUGCUCAAAUGAGUGACAUGGGCACACAAAUGGCCGCACUAGAUGACUUUGUUGCCAAAGCCCGUUCUCAAAACGGUCGUUUCCACAAAUCCCACCUCAGCAGCCUAGAUGUGAUGGCGGAAAAUGUCCGUGAAUCUCGUUCGAAUGUCUAUGGUCAACUGGAUGGGCUCACGGGGCGCGUUGAGCAACUCCAGGGAGAUGUUAAAACACACACCACAACCCUGGUGCAAACCGUGGCACCUCUACAUACCGAGGUUCGCAAGCCACUCUCAGAAAUGCGUGUCCAGAUUCAAUCCCAUCCCAUGAAGGAAUACGUAUCCACGGGCAUUACGCCCCAGAAACGCCGCUACGAAUAUCCUUCCGAGUUACCCCAAACUGAACCCCACGACGGUUUACGCUCUCGACACCGCACAUCCAAGCAAUUCACUGCUCUUCCGUUCAAUGACGAAGAUCAGCAGGACUCGCUUGCGCCCAAUUCACCUCAAGUGCUCUCGCCGGCUAAGAAGUUUGUCUAUCACGAUACCCUGGAAGAGGUAGGCCACCCUCUUCCAUCCGCUACUCCACUCUCCAACACCGGUCUUAGAGAAGUCGACCCAAACGUCGCCAGACCGGUCGUUCCUGACGCUGAUGAAGGUUCCAACAAACCCGAAUCCCCGUUAGUGAUACCCGCAGCAGACCUUGAGGAGACACCUCCAAAGCUCGAACCGGAACAGUCUUCCCGUAAGCGUCGCCGCUCUAACUCGGCCGCUCCCACCGAUAGCAAGCUUCCUAAAACUAUGCUUUCCAAGAAGAUGACCGGUGUGAUGGACGGUCGUGAGAAUUCGCACUCUUCCACGGUUGGUGGCCGAAGAUUCAGAACCCGAUCCGAUCAGACAUGA